AUGACUCUUUUAAGCAGGAAGCAGAGGCUCUUCCUCAUCUCUUUUACCGUUUUCUACGCCUUGCUCUUCAUCGUCUAUCGCUUCCGCUCCGCACGAGAUCCGGGCUCCUAUUUCUUUCGGCCAGAAGAAGGAUAUCGACCGAGCUACAGCAUUCGGCGAAUCGACGAGUCGCUGGAGUAUCUCCGUCCCUAUAAUCAGUCCUUUAAUGACCCUACACAUCCUGCAAGAAACUUCACCUCUGCCUCCGACGAUGCCACCAUCUGCGUCGGAAUCGUCACCGUAAAGCGCCCGCUGCAGCAGAACAUUGACACCACUGUCGCUUCAAUAAUCGAUAACCUCUCCGAGCAGGAGCGUUCCACCCUUUCUAUUCACGUUCUUUUCGCCUUGACCUCCCCAGCCGAGCAUCCCGAUUAUAACCAGCCCUGGCUCCCCAAUGUUGUCGAUCGUAUCCUCACCUACGAGCAGCUCGACGCCCCUAUCGCAACCAUCCGCAGCCUCGAGGAAAAGAAGGAUGUGAAACGGAAAUCCAUCAUCGACUAUCAACUGUCGCUCAAAUCAUGCUACGAAGAUAGCAAUGCGCCGUGGAUUAUGAUGCUUGAGGAUGACAUUGUUGCACAACGUGGAUGGUACAACCACACCCUGCAGAGCCUCGAGACAAUAAAGUCUUGGCGGAGCAGUGGCUCCAUCAAGAAUUGGCUGUACGUCCGGCUCUUCUAUACGGAGAAAUUCCUCGGUUGGAAUUCGGAGGACUGGCCCGUCUACGCGGCGUGUAGCAUCGGAGUCAUCACCAUAGUCGCAGUCAUGGGUUUCAUAGGCCGGCGGAAAAUGCGGCCCCUGCAGGCAGUUCUCACGAACUCGUUUAUCGCGAUCGUGUGCUUCGUCUGUGUACCCCUGCUCAUCGUUUUAUACUUCCUCGCUGGCCGAGUCACGAUGUUGCCCAUGAGACCGGGGAUCCACUUGAUGAACGGACAUGGCUGCUGUUCGCAGGCGCUUGUUUUUCCGCGCGAGAAUGUCCCUCUGCUGCUCGAGAAAAUGCAUCAAGCGCGAUAUGAGCAUCCCUAUGCAGUGGACAGUGUGAUCGAGCGUUUGGCAGAUGCCACUGGUCUAGACCGGUUGGUCAUUGUUCCCUCGCAGAUGCAGCAUAUCGGUGCUGCCUCGUACAAGGAAAAUCGAGACCGGUACGAUCUAAAGGGGCCGCACCAGGUGCAAGGCGCACAUGGUGUCUGGAGCAUGGGAUUCGAGAAGGCGUUCGAAGGGUGA
Messenger RNA from Aspergillus calidoustus, 1260 nucleotides. The record is from the annotation of a GenBank genome assembly. Lineage: Eukaryota; Fungi; Ascomycota; Eurotiomycetes; Eurotiales; Aspergillaceae.